Molecule: messenger RNA, 971 nt
Organism: Daphnia pulicaria
Lineage: Eukaryota; Metazoa; Arthropoda; Branchiopoda; Diplostraca; Daphniidae
Product: receptor expression-enhancing protein 5-like
Exons: 5
Coding region: 240-806 (188 amino acids)
Source: RefSeq, a predicted model, not a curated record
CGACUGUCGAGUGUACUACACACACACAGAGACUCCACUCCCCGGAAAUAACUAAACAACUUUUUUUCUUCUUUCUCCAAAAAUUUUUCUCUCCUUUUAUUUUCCACCACUCGGUUCAUUGUGAGCUCGUUGCUGCGUCCUUUUUACUUUUAGUUCUCUACAAUAGGGAACCAGUAACACACACAUCUAUCCAACGGCUCUUCUUCUUCUGAAACCCAGACUAAUCCAAAACUACCAUCAUGACAGCAUUCUUGGAGCAGUACCGUGCAGGUCUUGAAAAAGCAUUGAACGAGCCAGGAGUAAUAAACGAUUUGCUAGCCAAAGCUGAGCAGCGUACAGGAGUAAAGAGACUUUACAUAGCACUUGGAAUGAUUGGUGUCAUCGCAAUUUACCUUACUUUUGGCUAUGGUGCUCAGUUGCUAUGCAACUCCAUUGGAUUUGUUUACCCUGCAUAUGCGUCAGUGAGAGCCAUUGAGUCUGACAAAAAAGAUGAUGACACAAAGUGGCUUACUUAUUGGACAGUCUUUGCAUUUUUCAGCAUUAUUGAAUUCUUUUCUGAUAUUCUUUUGUCUUGGUUUCCCCUUUAUUGGCUUGCAAAGUGCAUCCUGCUGGUCUGGUGCUUUGCUCCAAUCUCAUGGAAUGGUUCUGCUGUGAUUUAUAACAGAGUGAUCAGACCCAGAUACCUCAAAUACAACACUAAAUUGGACAAAAUUGUUGGCGAAGCUACAAACACUGCCUCUAAACUGUUAUCCCAAGGACUUGAUAUAACUCAAAACUUGGUUAAGAAUGCUAACAAGGAUGAUUAAGUUAAUAUUUUCAUUCUGUGUGUUUCUUCUCUUUGAAUCUAUUUUGAAAAUUCUGUAAUUCCUUUCAAAAUUAGUCACGCGAGACUGUCCUGAAUUAUUGAUUGAAUCCGUUUUCAUAACUUUUUGUAAACUUGAACUUACAAUACAGAAACAAGUCACUUACAA